Salarias fasciatus (jewelled blenny) is the source of this 2219-nucleotide messenger RNA. RefSeq names its product IgGFc-binding protein-like. The record is from RefSeq and is a predicted model, not a curated record. NCBI's taxonomy places the organism in Eukaryota, Metazoa, Chordata, Actinopteri, Blenniiformes, Blenniidae. The transcript is spliced from 4 exons. Bases 76 to 1692 code for a protein of 538 amino acids.
CAGAGAGACAGAGAGAGAGGAGACAUACUGUGACACGCAGCAGCUGAACAGCAGAGACACCGGAGAUUUUGCACGAUGAGUUCGACGUCCGGCCUCCUUCGGCUGCUGCCCCUCCUCCUGCUCCUGCUCCACUCAGAAUCCUCAAAGUCUGAGAUGCACAUCGGAAAGGAAUUCCUCGUCGCUUUUCCUGAGCUCAUCGCCUACUAUCAUCCGGACAGACCCAACAUCACGAUCCAAGCCACCGCCCUGGGCAACGAGGCCUCUGUCACAACUGUAUCCCGCCUCGACCGGCAAUCAAACCAGCAGACCGUAGUGACGACCUACGAUUUCAUUUUUGAUGAAAAUCUGGAACUGGGCAAGGAGGAAAUCUCCAACAGGUCUGCCAAGAUCACCAGCGACAGAAACAUCAGCGUGUUCGCCACCAGCCACAAGAACAACAGCAUUCAAACGGCCCUCAUCGUGCCCACCCACUCACUGGGCACCAAGUACUUCAUCCCGGUUGUACCAACCAUCCAGACUACCACCAAUCCCGCGUCUGGCGUGACCAUGCAGGUGACCGAGAGAAGCCCGUUCAGAAUCAUCAUCCUCAACGCCGGGGCUGAAAACACAGUGACUGUCAAAGGUGAAGAAGAAGACAGAGUGAUCGGGCUUUCGCCCUACCAGGUGGCUCAGGUCUGGUUGGAUCAAGGAAAUAACAUGGAGGCUGUGGAGGCCACGGCGCCGGUGGCAGUCUUCUUCGGUCACCCCUGCGCCCUCCGGGCGCCAUGCACCUGCGGCCCGCUCUACACCCCGUUGCCGAUGGUCAUGGAGGACACGUCCGAUUUCCUCAUCCCUCCGUUUGUGGCGGAGCCCGAGUCAGAUGAAGCGCAGGUGCUCGUGAUGGAUGGCUCCGGGUCGUCGUCGUCCAGGCGCUACAGUCAAGAUUCACCGGUGGUUAGAAAGGCCGGUGCUGCCAUCCUCUACAGCCCAGGCCUGCUCCUCGCACUCAUCCCAGAUUCUGACUUCGCCUCCUGCUACAUUGUCAGUGCCAUCCCUGACGUGAAGUCCUACGUCGUGAUCAUGGUGAAGAAGGAUGAGACUGACGGGGUCUAUGUGGGAACCACUAAGGUGGCGACUGGCUGGGAGAGCAUGAAAAACACCGACUACAAAGCGGUUCGUCACGAUCUGGAGGAUGGGAGGUCAGUCAUCUGGCAUGCCUACUCCAAAAUGGCUGUCUACUUCAUUGGCAACAAUGAGGGAAACCAGUUCGGUCACCCAGCACCCAUCAUCAGUACCACCCCAGAUUUCCGAGGCUGCGCUCUGGUCCCGGAGUCCCUUCACAUUGGAAACUCAGCUGAAGGCUGGCGUGAGUCUCUGAAGUACUGCUUGGAUCAGGACCUGGAGCUGAUCAGCUUCAUCAGCGAGGAUCACGUUAAUCACGUGAACAGACAGCUCGCCCAGAGCGAGCUGGGGGAACUGGCAGAGCUGUGGAUCGGCAUGCGGCGCAGCUCGGUGGUCGGGAGCUGGUACUGGGCCAACGACCACCCGGUCAACGUCACCUACUGGGGCGAGGACGAGCCCGGCUCGACGGAGGACGGACAGUGCGCCAUGAUGGGCUCGAAGAAGGACGACGACUUCAUGUGGAAGGACGAGGACUGUUGCAAGAGAGCCAGACCCUUAUGCAUCAGCCGAGGCAAAUUCAUCACAGAGUAACAUCUGGACCAGCCGGACCGCAGGGCGAAGAAAACCAACACACCCCAGGACUAAAGACAACCUCACAGGAGAUGUAGCAACAUAGUUUAACAGAAUUUUAGAGACUCAUUAGAAUUUAAAUCAGCUCCUCCUCACCAAAAUGAGGAAUUUCUUAAUAUUUUCACAGUAAUUUCAAUCUAAUUUAGUUGACCUGAAUGUUGUGUAAUCUUAAAACAUUUAAAUUCUUCAUGUUUAUGAUCAUCUUUUCUUGAGUAGUCAAAGCUAUAGGCGGAUUUGUUUAGUCAAUUUAUUGAUAAGAUUUCAGGUUUUGUGUGUAUGUUCUGGUGUGAGUUUAGUUUUUGUAGUGAGUUCAUGUAAUGAACCUUUGCUUUGUUUAUUUGCCCCUCCUUCAGCAGUAAUCAAAUUACUUCCUGUUGCCUGUAGUGGGGUUCAUUUGCAGUGAGUGUACAAACAGAAUAUCAUUGAAAACAGAGCAGAAUUUUCAAUUUAUUGUAAGCCUGGUUUUCAUUAAUAACAAAUCAAUAAAG